Nycticebus coucang (slow loris) is the source of this 1436-nucleotide messenger RNA. RefSeq lists its product as uncharacterized. The record is from RefSeq and is a predicted model, not a curated record. The coding region runs from base 1 to 915 and encodes 304 amino acids. The transcript is spliced from 6 exons. Lineage: Eukaryota; Metazoa; Chordata; Mammalia; Primates; Lorisidae.
AUGACAGGGACUCAGCCAGGCAUAGCAGCAGGGAAUAAGCCAGCAGACCCUUUGGAGGCUCCACAGUUGCCACAGCCCAUGGGGAAUGGGGAAGAAAGUCAGCGUUAUCAGCAAGGGAUGUGGCCAUCGGAGUGGCCCCUGACCCCUGGGGCCUGCAGCUCCCUGUCAGGACUCCUGGAGCUUUCUCUGUCCUGGGCUCAGGGUGUGAGCAGACCACCAGGGAGCAGGGCAAGACCACGGAAAUGCAUCUCCCACGGCAGUCAGAGCACGUCACGCGUCCCGGAGAGCGGGUGGUCAGUGCUGGUGCCAUCUGACCUGUGGUUUGUCUCCAUUCUUAAGCAUGGCCCUCCCAGGCUUCUGGUGGAGACUCUGCCGGGCCUGUGUCCUCAGCCUGCAGGAUGUGGGAGGUUUGGCUCUGCCCACUGGUGUCCAUGUGCUUCACUUUCAAGCUUCCACCAGCUACUUGUGCCGCUCCAGAAGCUGGCAAGUGUCUUCAGAGCUGGAUCAAAGCUGUGUCUGAAGCAGGCCUCCUUCCUCUGCAGGGAUGUGGUUCCCGAAAACCUUGAGACUGACGGAGGCUUCACUCUCCCUUCUUUAGGUCCCUCCCAGGUUAUCAUCACUCACCUCCUGACCCAAAACUCAGCAUCAGUUCCAUGUGGGAAGAGGAGCAUGUGCUUGUGGCUUUGUGAGUUUCCAGCUGGUCCAAAGAUUUUUACUGGAUUUGUCUUCCCAGAGCUGAGUCACUGUGUAGGCCAAACCUGUCCCUUCCUUAUGCCUGGAUUUGUCAAGUACCCCAGAGAAGAAAGGACUCCGGCUGUGGGAGGGUUUUUCCAUCUCUGGAAUCCCAGCCCUUAUUCUAUUCACAGCUCUCCAAUGUAUUUUGAGAAUGACGAUUGCAACCCUGGGAGCAUUUGAGGGCCACAGUCUAACUUGGCCCCCUCUGGUACCGGAAGCCCUCUGGUGGUGGUUGCAUUUAUCUGCAUCCUGACUCAUUACUGAGCGUUUUCCAAAUUUGUUAUUUUUAUUAUUUAUUCUCUAAAAUUGCCAGAUGAUAUGAUGGAUGCUAUCAUAUCAUCUAUUGACUUUGCAUCUUCUUUUAAUUAUAAUACUCUAAUUGUUUAAUCUUUUCUAAUUGCACUGAUGAAUGCUCCUGACUGAAUUUCAAAUAGUGGUGGGGGUGCUUUUGACAUUUUUCUUCUGUAAGAUAUUGGCUUGAAGAGAUUACAUAUUUUCUUAAAUAUCUUUAAUUAAGAGAGGAUAUAUAAUUUAUUCAAGGAUGUUUUCAAAUAAUGUACAUUUCCUCAUGAUAUAUCAAUUAAUAUGAUUAAUUCCCUAAUAUUUAAUUAUCAUAGAAUUCUUGGACUAAAUCCUACUUUGUUAUAGUGAAUUGUUUUCUGAAUGUGCUGUUGGGUACUAUUUCUUUUUUUUUUUUUUUU